Messenger RNA from Tupaia belangeri chinensis (Chinese tree shrew), 1111 nucleotides. RefSeq names its product iodotyrosine deiodinase (gene IYD). Gene Ontology annotation, biological process: thyroid hormone metabolic process. The record is from RefSeq and is a predicted model, not a curated record. The transcript has 6 exons. Gene Ontology annotation, cellular component: plasma membrane. Gene Ontology annotation, molecular function: oxidoreductase activity. Bases 104 to 979 code for a protein of 291 amino acids. Lineage: Eukaryota; Metazoa; Chordata; Mammalia; Scandentia; Tupaiidae.
GGGCACACCCCUCCUUCCUUCUAUCUCCCAGCAUUCCCCACUCCAGCCUCUGUUUAAGUACCAGUGUGGGAAGCGUGUGCAUGUCCUGGAUCAGACCCUGACCAUGUUUUUUCUGACUCCAGUCUUGGUAGCAAUUGUCUGCAUUUUGGUUGUGUGGAUCUUUAAAAAUGCAGAUAGAAGCACUGAGGAAAAAAGGGGGGAGGCUGGAGCCAGGGUUGAGGCUCGCCCUUGGGUGGAUGAAGACUUAAAAGACAGUACUGAUCUCCAGCAAGAAGAAGAAGAAGAAGAUGUAGAUGAAUGGCAAGAGUCAGAAGAAAGUGUUGAACACAUUCCAUUUGUUCACAUCCGGUAUCCUGAAAAGGAAAUGGUUAAGAGAUCUCAGGAAUUUUUUGAACUCCUCAAUAAGAGACGGUCAGUAAGGUUUAUAAGUAAUGAGCAAGUCCCAAUGGAAGUCAUCGACAAUGUCAUCAAGACAGCAGGAACAGCCCCAAGUGGGGCCCACACAGAGCCCUGGACCUUUGUAGUUGUGAAGGACCCAGAUAUGAAACACAAGAUUCGGGAAAUCAUUGAGGAGGAAGAGGAAAUAAACUACCUGAAAAGAAUGGGACACCGAUGGGUUGCCGACCUGAAGAAACUAAGAACCAAUUGGAUUAAGGAGUACUUGGACACUGCCCCUGUUCUGAUUCUCAUUUUUAAACAAGUACAUGGUUUUGCUGCAAAUGGCAAGAAAAAGGUGCAUUACUACAACGAGAUCAGCGUCUCCAUCGCUUGCGGCAUCCUACUGGCUGCCCUGCAGAAUGCAGGCCUGGUGACUGUCACCACCACUCCUCUCAACUGCGGACCGCGUCUGAGGUUGCUCUUGGGUCGUCCUGCACAUGAAAAGCUGCUGAUGCUGCUCCCUGUGGGGUACCCCAGCAAGAAGGCCACGGUGCCUGACCUCAAGCGGAAACCUCUGGAUCAGAUCAUGGUGACUGCAUAGGCAGGAGCCACCAGGGAGAGGAUGAUACCGCUGCUCUUGGCUCCAUCUUCUCCCACCCCCUCAGUGCCAAGGUUCCUUCAUACUCCACUCCGUAGGCUGGCCACUCUAGGAAUCUUGAAUACUGUCCAGUCU